AUGCGUCAAGAAGUGCAAAAUAAACCCCAAAUGGGGAAUCGAUCUAUGGGCUUUGCCCUUAAGCGCAGGAACGACCGUUUUGUGGUGGAGCCUAUCGGAGGAAUUGAGAAUCCAGCCUAUGAACCCGAUCUCGGUGGGGAUAUAGCCACAACAAGUGAAUUUGCUCGAAAAUGGCGAGUAUAUAUUUAA
Drosophila kikkawai is the source of this 189-nucleotide messenger RNA. RefSeq lists its product as uncharacterized. Lineage: Eukaryota; Metazoa; Arthropoda; Insecta; Diptera; Drosophilidae. The record is from RefSeq and is a predicted model, not a curated record.